CAGACAGCAAAACCAAAGGCAGUACACAGCCUGUGAUUUUACUGGAACUAUUUUUUUUUUUCAAGAGUAAUUGGUAAUGGACAGUACAGACGAAGUAGACGAAGAUGACCAGCUUCUUAAUUAUGCCAUCCAGCUCAGUAUUGAGGAGUCUUGGAGCAACAAUAUUCCAGCAAGUGUGGAAAAUCUAAAGAUUUUUGAGGCAAUCAAAAGGGGUGACCUGCAUAUGCUGCAGGAGAUGUCAGACUACCCAGCUGCAUUUACUGAGGUGGAUGCUAAAGGCUGGUACCCGCUCCACAGGGCAUCAGUACAACAGUCAGUACAAGUGCUGGAGAGAGUGAUAUAUGCAUCUUACAGACUGACCCUUGAGGAGGAAACAGCAGACAGAGAGACACCUUUGACUCUGGCUACUCAAGCAGGAUUAGUAGAGAUUGUUUGCACUUUGCUGGAACAUGGAGCUUCUCCUCACAGAACCAAUGGCAGGAAUGAAUCUCCCCUGUUACUGGCUGUAAGAACCGAUUCUUAUGAUAUAGCUUUAGCACUUAUAGAAAGAGGUGCACUGGUUAACCAGAUCUGUUUGAAGAAGUGGACAGCUAUUCAUGAGGCUGCUAAAGUGGGCUGCAUUGAUAUCCUGAAGCUUUUAUUGCAGCAUGGAGGCCAGGUCUCAGAAACAGAUCAACAUGGCGUGACCCCAAUGGGCAUCGCUGCAGAAUAUGCCCAGGCGGAGGUUCUAGAUAUCCUUAUUCACAAUGGUGGUGAUGUAAAUGCUCAGGCACCAAAUGGAGACAGUGUUCUAUAUGAUGCUGCUGGUUCUGGUAACCCUGACUGUAUUGACCUUCUCCUCCGGAAUGGGGCCAAUCCCAACAUUGCCAACCUCUCUUCACAGCUCCCUAUUCAUCGAGCUGCUUACGAAGGGCACUACCUCGCUUUGAGGAUGUUGAUUCCUAUUACUACAAGAAGAGCUUUGCGGCUUACAGGCCAAAGUCCGGUUCACUCGGCAGCAGAUGGCGGACAUACACAGUGCCUCGAGCUUUUACUGGAGAAAGGCUUUGAUGUCAAUUCCCUUCUAGACAAGCAUAUCUCUGAAAAUUACGGUGAUAUGAGGAAGACACCACUGUACUUUUGUGUCUCCAAUGGAGAUGUGACUUGUACUCAGUUGUUGCUCAGAGCUGGUGCUAAACCUGACCUGGAUCCUCUGAGCUGUCUUCUGGUGGCAGUGAGAGGUGGCAGAUAUGAGAUAGUCAAGCUGCUUCUGGCCAGUGGAGCAAAUGUAAACUACUACUUCACAGUGAUCAAUGACACUCUGUUCCCCACUGCAUUACAGUAUUGCCUUAGGGAUGAGAUGAUGAUGAGGAUGCUACUUAACAGUGGAUAUGAUGCAGAUAAAUGCUUUGUCUGUCACCAUGAUUCAACUUGGACAGACCGAAGUCAUCACGCAGAUCAAUCGAGCGAAAAGAUCCCUUUUUGUGAUUUCAUCAGUGUCUCAUGGCUGGCGCAGUAUGCAGGAAAAGCUGUGCGUGUUCUCCUGGACUACGCCGGAUAUGUCCCAAUCUGUUCAAAAAUGAAAAUGGUUUUGCAAAAGCAUAAAGAAUGGCCAGACAUUUGUGAAAUUUUAGGGAACCCCCGCUCACUAAAGCAUACGUGCAGGCUGUUGAUCAGGAGAAAGAUGACUCCAAGGAAACUGGGGGACCCCGGCAUUAUCAACUCUGCUCCAUUCCCACCUUUACUUAAGAAAUACUUGAUGUAUAGGGAGUAUGACCUGUAUGGCAGCUUAUGUGCAGAUGAAUGAGCAUAUUUCCUCAAAGAACAAAAAAGGAACAAAGAGUCUAUCUGGUCCAUAGACUUUAAAGAUGACUGAAGGCAGGAAGCUUUUCUUCCAAACAUACAAUACUGACCUGUUAACAAUGAGAGAUGAAUUGCUGUAAUAAAUGAUAGCCAAAAAUGGCAAGUUAUAGUAGCAGCCAGUAAAGUUUCUUUGGGUCAAAGAUCUUAAAGGAACUACAAUAUGAUUUCAAAAAUAGUCUUAAGUUAGAAAUCGUGUAAAUGGAGUAUGCUUUAAAAAUGCAGCUUUCUGGUGCUAUCAUGAAAGACCACUUUGAUUCAUGUAUGUUUAAAUGCCUGUUCUUUGUUCUGAAGAGUACUGUAAAUAUCUUUUCAUAUGCCAA
This is a messenger RNA of Clarias gariepinus (North African catfish), 2162 nucleotides long. RefSeq names its product ankyrin repeat and SOCS box containing 15a (gene asb15a). Gene Ontology annotation, molecular function: protein binding. Gene Ontology annotation, biological process: intracellular signal transduction. Gene Ontology annotation, cellular component: cytoplasm. Lineage: Eukaryota; Metazoa; Chordata; Actinopteri; Siluriformes; Clariidae. Bases 77 to 1786 code for a protein of 569 amino acids. The record is from RefSeq and is a predicted model, not a curated record. The transcript has 10 exons.